CUGUGGAAGCCCGGGGCCCCCAAUCCCGGAGAGAGUUGGAUUAGAGAGGUACCGACUUGGUCCCACCCAAGGACACAGGACUGCCUCCACCCUUCACGGCAGGGAGAGGGCAUUUCUGCACUUCUGAAAAGAGACGGGUGGUAAGAACUCUGUCGUCUCACUGGGUGGAACGGCCCGGGCAUACCUGUAGCUCCUGGGGUCCCCUGGGCUUGAGGGUCGAUUAUCAUCUCCUUGGAAGAUGUGUUGGAAGACGUUGCUGCUUCUGCUGUUGUGUUACAAUGCUCAGGCUACUGUGUCCCACAGGUGGAGCAGGGCUGUGCUCUUCCCUGCUGCCCAUCGGCCAAAGAGGUCCUCAUCUGUGCCACUGAACCCCAUCCUGCAGACCUCCCUGGAGGAAGUGGAACUACUCUACGAGUUCCUGCUAGCCGAACUUGACAUCAGCCCUGACCUGAAGAUCUCCAUCAAGGACGAGGAGCUGGCCUCCUUGCGGAAGGCCUCAGACUUCCACACCAUCUGCAAUGAUGUGAUCCCCAAGCGCAUCCCAGACAUCCGCCGGCUGAGUGCCAGCCUCUCCAGCCACCCUGGUGUCCUCAAGAGAGAAGACUUUGAAAGGACAGUGCUGACCCUGGCCUACACGGCCUACCGCACAGCCCUGUCCGAAGGGUAUCAGAAAGACAUCUGGGCCCAGUCCCUCGUUAGCCUCUUCCAGGCCCUGAGGCACGACUUGAUGCGGUCCUCAGGUCCUAGAGUGUCUCCCUGAGAGACCAGCCCACACCAGGACCUCAGAGCAGGGACAGCACACACAGUAAUCCAGCAAGUCUUCAUUCUCUACUCUAUUCACAGAGACCAGCAACAAAACCUGUACCACCAACACAGAGUAGCAGAGAUAAAAUCAAAGUGACCACCUUGCCCUUUCACCCCCCUAUAGCUUCCUGACAGACACAUCUGAUCCAUGUCAUAAUGUGACUGGGCUGGAAGAAGGGGUUGAAGUGGUCAUUCAAGAUGCCUCCAGAGGCAGAAUGGUUUGCCUGGUGACACACAGGAGUCUCAAAUGAGCUCCAACAUAGGGCGAUGGCCACACACUCCCAAGACUGAGGACAGAGCUAGAGAAAACAUCACAGAGGCAUGGCAGGAAGAGGAGGGACAGAUUCCUUUGGUCCUAAGGGACCAGAGUACUGCGUUGGAUAAACAUAUUUCCAAAGAUUCUACAGUAAAUAUUAAGAAACUAGAGCUAUACCCAAAUAAAUACAUUGUUAGGCUAAUGAUAUACUUCUUGACUUUUCCAAAAGUCACUGAGAAGAAUCAGUUAGAAAAUUGGUAACUUUAUGACCUGUUGCCUUGACUUGUCUUUUCUGAGGGCUGGUCUAAUACAGAGGAGAAACAGGAAAGGGACCUACAGAAAUGCUACGAGUCCAGGCACACUUCAUCUUUUGAACAAGGAAAUCACGCUAAUGCAGAGAGGUCGUCCUAAUAGAAAAGGCGGCCCCUAGGCCCAUGUCUAUCUGUCUUAACACUUAAAUAAUUUAGCGUUAAGACAGAGAAUGAAGGUGCUCCAAAUAAACACGAUUUUCAAUGACAGAAUUUUACACUUUCAAAUACCAAAACUUCAUUUUAGAAAUGUUGACUUGAUAUCUAUUUAAAUGAAAUGCCUUAAGCUUUUAUUUCGUAUCUUCAGAUAACCAUUUGAAACAUUCUAGUGAAGGAGUUGGAUAAGAUCAUCUCUAAGAUUCCUUCCACUGAUGGAAUUUCUACAAUCAUUUAACUGUGAGAUACUGCAGGGAGAGCAUGUGGAUCUAAAAGGUCUGCUGGGCUGUGUGUACCAACCUUGCACGAUCCUGGGCUUUGCUCAUUCUGUGUCCAGUUCUGAGUUUUUCUGCCACCUGCCUCACUGUCAGGCGAGGCUAUUAGAGUGCACUUGUCUUUCUUACCAAUAUAACUUGCCCUUUGCAAUCUGUUCUUUCUUAGCUACCAUCACGUAAAAACUAGCAUCGCUAGGCUUGUUAUAAUUCUAUGUUAAAUAAGGGUUAUAGAUGAAAGCCUCUGCUAAGAUUCAAGUAUCUAUGUUCUAAUACUAAUUCCUCAUCAGCUCAGAGAUCUUUCUGACUUCUCCUAGAUUUACGGCUGGGUUCUGGAGGCUAAAGCUGUAAGUCUGACUUUUGAAUGAGUGAGAACUCGUUGGGCUAAACUUGAUUCUGACAUGGGUACCUGACAAUCGUCAUCUGAUGAUGAUUGGUCUGGAUUUCUUCAAAAUCUUUGAACAAAUGAGAUUUGCCUGCAGCACCAGCUCCAUGAUCUCUUUGGAGAAAUACUCGGAUGCAGAAAGAAGGUAUUCACCGUCAGAGAAAAGUACAGCCUUGGGUCCCGAUAUUCCCAAGCUCAGAAGAUCAAGAACUCUCAGUCUCUCUCUCAUUCCCUCGCUAUACCCUUCUGCCUCCCUCACACGAAGAUUCUGCUACCUGCUUUUUCCUUUAAUCUUUCUCUGACAUUAUGUGUUCUCCUCGACAUGGCCACUCUGCUUGUCUCUUUCUUUCUUUUUAUUUUAAAUCGUGUCUCCCCUGCUCUCUAUUUGGGACCCAUUCUAAAUAUCUUUGUAUCUGUUUCUUGAUACAUCUCCAUGUCUCUUCUGUCUGACUGCUGCCCUCUAUCUCUGCCUGCCUGUACUCUGACACUCACUGUCUUUUGGUCUCCUUUCGGUACCACUGUCUGAAUAAAACAAAGGUCAGCGUACAGACAAGGGUUGGGAUCGCCCAGAGGCAGAUCAUCCUCAUAGCCCACCCUCACUAGUGUACUUUUCCUGCAUGUGGGGUGGAAAGGGGACCAGCAAUGACCUCAGUCCCUAGAUACUGCACAACACCCUGGUAGACAGAGUCUUGCGACCCACCCUGAAACUCCACCCCCAGCAGGAUGGAUCUGAGAGCUUUCUUGUACUUAGAAUCGUCAGUACCAGGGUGGAAAGACCCACCCCUGUAGUCCCUGCCUACCAUGUUAUGAUAGAGAUGGCUGAUCCUAGUGGUAGGAGAUUUGUGAACGGGAGGACGGUUCCCAGGACCAUUGGUAGCAAUGAUAGUUCAUUCACCCAGCAACCAACAACUACAUGUACUUUGUAUUUGUACAUUGGGGCUUGAAUUUGUAUGGCAAUCAAUGACUAAACAAAAUAGAAAGAAGUACAUGACCUUUUUAAAGACAAAUGAAGACUCCGUUUUCAGUAACUAGAUUCUUGCGCAUGAUUUUAGUCUGAAUACAGAUUAAUUUUUAACCCACAGAAAGUUUUAUAACAAAGACUUCAUUGACAUGCAAAAUCAAACAUUAUGCUCACCAUUACCUCCCAAAAGACCCUACUCUUUCCUCAAUGAACAGGAGGGAGUGGACCAGACAGAAAGGGACUCUCCCAUUUUGCUUCAUUAGUGCCACAUUCUACACAACCACAUCACGAUCGGGUUGUAUUUUAUCACAUUUACUCAUAGAAUAACUUAGAGGUGUGAUGUUUGUAGUGGAAACUCGACUGUGAUUUAUGGCAGGAACCAUCUCUGCCAUUUCUAUAUGGCUGGGAAAAUGUAGGAUCUAAAACUCUGAAAGUUUCCUUUAUAUUUGGCAUUUCUCAUGGUUAUUUCCAGUGUCAUUCAAGAGACAUUGACAAACACCUACGUGCUGAAACUUUCAUUACUCUGUCAUCUCAUGUUGAAUCUAGUGGAAAGAGAAUCACAUAAGUGGUAAAUCAGUCAAAAGAUAUUUCUGCAGGUACACUGUCAAAAAUUAAAUAUGCAUUAAGUGACUACAUGACACACCUUACUUUCCUAAUCCAUUUUAAUGUCUAACAUUUCUCUUUUUUUUAUUGUGGUUAAAAAACUCAUAAUAUAAAGUUUACCAUUUUAACCAUUUUUAAGGGUACUAUAUUUUAAGGAUACAAUGUGCAGUAGUAUUAACUAUAAGCACAUUGUUGUGAACAGACCUCUAGAACUUUUUCAUCUUGUAAACUCUAUACUCAUUGAACAACUCCCCUUUUCCCCUUCCCCCAGCCUUUGGCAAUCAUCAUUCCACUUUGUGUUUUAAGAGUUCGACUACUUUAGAUACCUCAUACAAGUGGAAUCUGUCUUACGUUUCUUGACCAUUGCAUUCUGGAAAGUGUUUUCUUCAUCUGAAAAUGGAUAGAGUCCUGAAGGAGAACUACUGGUCUUACUGUGUCCCUCACCUUACUUAAUUUUAUUUAACAAAUAUUCAUUUAUAGUAUAAUAAAAAUGCCAUGAUUGGA
This is a messenger RNA of Cynocephalus volans (Philippine flying lemur), 4249 nucleotides long. It is a transcript of the gene FAM180A, whose product is annotated as family with sequence similarity 180 member A. The coding region runs from base 239 to 760 and encodes 173 amino acids. The transcript has 3 exons. Lineage: Eukaryota; Metazoa; Chordata; Mammalia; Dermoptera; Cynocephalidae. The record is from RefSeq and is a predicted model, not a curated record.